This is a messenger RNA of Cynara cardunculus var. scolymus (artichoke), 1654 nucleotides long. RefSeq names its product photosynthetic NDH subunit of subcomplex B 1, chloroplastic. Gene Ontology annotation, cellular component: chloroplast; NAD(P)H dehydrogenase complex (plastoquinone). The transcript has 6 exons. The record is from RefSeq and is a predicted model, not a curated record. NCBI's taxonomy places the organism in Eukaryota, Viridiplantae, Streptophyta, Magnoliopsida, Asterales, Asteraceae. Gene Ontology annotation, biological process: photosynthetic electron transport in photosystem I. The coding region runs from base 32 to 1441 and encodes 469 amino acids.
CAGAUCACAAAGCUCUAAACCACCACCAUCAAUGGCGGCCACUACUCCAUCUUCUCUACUCCCAAAAUCGAUUCCACCAUUUUUCACAAACCCGACUACACUUUCCUCAACCCGAUUCCCAAAUCUCUCUUUUCCAACCAAUCCAACAGAUCGCCAACCUCAUUCCACCACUAGAACACCAACUGUUCGACCAAAUGCCAAGAAGAGAAACGAGUGGCUCGACCCUUUCGAUACAGGGGAGGACCCGGAUAUGGAGUACGGGUCGCAGUAUUCCGAAGGUAAGCAAUCGGAGGACCCACGACCGCCGGAGAAUCCCGAUAAUCCAUACGGGUUUCUCAAGUUUCCGAUGGGAUUCAUGCCGGAAGUUGCAUCGUUGGGGCUUAAAAUCCGGGGGGAUGUUCGGAGAUGUUGUUGUGUGAUUUCGGGUGGCGUUUACGAAAACCUGCUGUUUUUUCCGACGAUUCAAUUGCUUAAGGAUCGGUAUCCCGGGGUUCAGGUGGAUGUUCUCAGUUCAGCCAGAGGGAAGCAAACUUAUGAGAUGAAUAAGAAUGUGAGAUGGGCUGAUGUUAUUGAUCCAGAUGAUGAUUUCCCUGAGCCUGCAGAAUAUCUUGAUUUACUUGGACUUAUUAAGAAUAGGUAUUACGAUAUGAUUCUAUCGACCAAACUGGCCGGUGUGGGACAUGCAUCGUUUUUGUUCAUGUCAACGGCUAGAGAACGAGUGGGUUACAUAUACCCGAAUGUCAAUUCAGCAGGAGCGGGAUUAUUUAUGUCAGAAACAUUUACACCGGAUCGGUUGAAUCUCUCUGAGGGUGGAUAUCACAUGUACCAUCAAAUGACGGAUUGGCUAGCAAGACCAGGUCGGGGUGUGCCGAGGCAAACGGUUCCACCACUUAAAGUAUCAAUGUCUCGAAAGCUAAAGGACACGGUAGCGGCAAAAUACAAGGAUGCUGGUGUUGAGAAAGGGAAAUAUGUAGUGAUACAUGGGAUACAAUCAGAUUCAAAAGCUUCUAUGCAAUCUAGGGGAGAUGUUGAUAGCUUACUGCCCCUGCAUAUAUGGGCAGAGAUAACAAAGUCUAUAAGAGGAGUUAAACCAGUCUAUGUGAUCCCUCAUGAGAAGGAAAGAGAGAAUGUGGAAGAAAUUAUAGGAUAUGAUGCCAAUAUAGUAUUCAUCACCACACCAGGGCAGUUGGCUGCCCUUAUCAACGAUUCCGUUGGGGUCAUAUCUACAAACACAGCAGCCGUACAAAUAGCACGAGCUCGUGAAAAACCCUGUGUGGCAUUGUUCGGUUCUGAAGAGAAAGCGAAACUGUUUCUUCCGAACCUAGAAGACAAUAAUAAAUUCAUAAUAGCUUCAUCAAAGACAGGGAAGCUAGUAGACAUUGAUACAGAUGCUGUCAAAAAUGCAGUCCAGAUAUUUGAGAUGCCACUGGCAAUUGCUUAAUGGAUGAAGAUGAACAGAAUGUUAGUUUUCUUUAAAUGUUAUUCAUUCAGCUGUAUAUUUGACAUCAAAAUUGUUGUUGGAAUCCAGCUUCAGAUGAUGUUGUUGCAUAUAUAACAUCCAUUCGCGGAUCUGUAAAGGGCUCGGUUCAGCCACGCGAUAACUGGGCCAUUGCCAGAUUAAGUUAAUUUACAUGUUUAAUCUCUUACACGAAAC